Messenger RNA from Oenanthe melanoleuca, 1944 nucleotides. RefSeq names its product cullin-9-like. Bases 1040 to 1525 code for a protein of 161 amino acids. The transcript has 4 exons. NCBI's taxonomy places the organism in Eukaryota, Metazoa, Chordata, Aves, Passeriformes, Muscicapidae. The record is from RefSeq and is a predicted model, not a curated record.
CAGUGAAGGCACUUUGAAAGCUCUCCUGAUUCUGUGUUAAAGUCAGGAAGUUCCUCUUGAUGCUCAUGUUAUGAUUUUCUUUUCCUAAUUUUAUUUCACAAACUGUAGAUAUUUUGGAAGUAGUGAGUUACCUACUGCAUGUCCUCACAGUCACAUUAAAAAGAAUUUGUAGUGCAGCCAAUGUGUGUGUGCAGUAAACCUGUGACACCUUAGGCCUGUAAUACCCGCUCCGUCCUGAAACAUUGGCAGGAGGUGGGAAUUGUCUUUGCCAUACUGACUUUGCAUAUACACCUUGGUUUUGCAGGUAGGCUUGAUUUUGAGAGAGGUAUGUGGGACAAAGGUGCCUGACCCUAUUUUGUCUUCUCACUGUGUUAGCCCCUGAGUUUCCUUGGGUACACAUCACUGUUGCUUGUUGCUGCAGAUACUGAAUUUUCUGACAUGAAAAUGUCCAUUUCUUUAAAUGGAAACAGGAUCUCAUUCUCUUCUGGGUGCCUAUAUGGCUUUAGGGGUCAUUAAUUCAUAACUGGAGUUUGCCACUUGUUGAAAUGCCUUUGUUGUGGGCUCUUGGUGCUGUAAAGCACCAUGCCUGCUUCCCUUUGGGCUCCAUUCUCUUAGUUCACUGCCACUUUUGUUCAGCCUGGGCUGGCCAGCGUUGCCUAGUCCUGUGUGCUGGUGGGUUUGAUGCUGCCCACUGGUCAGUCACAUUUGUUAUGCAUUUACAGUCUGUGUUCUUGUAGCGGUUUGCAGGUAGGAACAAUCAGUUAUUUUUAGAGUUCAAUAUAAAAUAAUUGCACAUUCAUUUCCAAUCCUGCCUGUAGCUCUAGUAAGCCUGGCACUGCUGUCACUUGUCAUAAUGGGUCACUGGGCUAUGCCCACAGGCCAGAGGACACUGAUAAUAAUGAGGCCUGGAAGGGUUUGAUGCUGCUCCCUUCUUGCCCACUCUGAAGCUGAAGGAGGGUGCUUAACAAUAUGAUCUAUACUUUUCCAGGUGCUGGCCUACUCCUGUGUAUACAGCUACUAUAACCAGGAUACUGAGAGCAUGGAUAUUGUGGAACAGCAAACUGAGAGCCUGGAGCUGCUCACUAAUGCUCUGCAGAUCCUUCUGGAGGAAACCCUGCUGCAGUACCAGGAUUUGGCCACCUCUCUUCAGCUCCUGAAAGCAGAGCACUUACACGUGGGUUUGGAGUUGGUGCGGCAGAUCAAGGAGCGUCUCUUUGCAAUUCUCUGGCACUCCACACAGGAUUUCCAUGUUGGGCUCCAGGCUUCAGGAGAUGCUGUCCAGAGAAAGUUGAAACUUGCAAAUGUGCCUGCUUCAGCCCUUGCAUGUACAGGGCAAAAACGUAUCAUCCUGACUCCCUCCAACACAGAUGAAGGUGACAAGGAGGUUGAAGAUGAGGAGUAUGAUCCACAGUGGCAGGAAGACUAUGAUGAUGAUGAUGAUGACCUUGAUGAAGACAACUUUAUGAUUGAUAAUGAUUCAGAUUGUGAUUCCUACUUUGAUGAUAAUGAUAGCUAUCGUAGCUAACACUAGAAAUGUUCUGUCUCCCAGUCAGCCACCUUGGACCUCUGCUCUACUUUGUGUCAACCAGUUUGUGUUAAUGUUUUUCCUGAAAGGCAGGGAGGAGCUCUCAGAUGGAAAAAAACAUUUCCUCUGAGAGGUUUCUUGCUCAGUGACUCUCGAAUAUGCAGGAACAUGCUCUGGGCAGCUGGUCUGUGUUACUGUGGCCACGUCUCUGAGAAAGACAUCUCCUUGCCUUUUUUGCUUGUCUCCAGUUCUGCCUGUAGGUAUUUAAUUGUAUUAGCAAGUCACAGCCCACGUGCAGAGUGAGGACCACUUUCCACCUGUUAAAGGGAUGCUCCUUGUCCUUGGUGUGCUCUCCCCAAGGGAUGGGCACAAGGGAUGGUGGCACAAGUCCCAGCACAGCCCUGUCUAGCAAUGGCCAC